Molecule: messenger RNA, 1671 nt
Organism: Castor canadensis (American beaver)
Lineage: Eukaryota; Metazoa; Chordata; Mammalia; Rodentia; Castoridae
Source: RefSeq, a predicted model, not a curated record
GGCAGCGCGGGGUGCGCUACGUAGGUGUUGGCUCCGCCUCGACUAAGGUUGAUGUUUGCGAGGUGACUAGCUGGUUCCAUCGGAGAACAGUAAGACAUUCUGAAGAGAAGCAAAGGACGCAGGCUGAGCGCUCCCAAGAGGGGAGGAUGUUGGUGGUGGAGGUGGCGAAUGGCCGCUCGCUGGUGUGGGGGGCCGAGGCGGUGCAGGCGCUGCGGGAGCGCCUGGGCGUGGGGGGCCGCACGGUGGGCGCCCUACCCCGCGGGCCUCGCCAGAACUCGCGCCUGGGCCUCCCGCUGCUGCUCAUGCCCGAAGAGGCGCGGCUCCUGGCCGAGAUCGGCGCUGUGACCCUCGUCAGCGCUCCGCGUCCUGAUCCUCGCCACCACGGCCUCGCUCUGGCAUCGUUCAAACGCCAGCAAGAGCAGAGCUUCCAGGAGCAAAGCACGUUGGCAGCCGAGGCCCGGGAGACCCGGCGUCAGGAGCUCCUGGAGAAGAUUGCAGAGGGCCAGGCUGCCAAGAAGCAGAAGCUGGAACAAGAUUCAGGGACCGGCGGGAGCCAGGAGGCCGGUGGGAGCCAAGCUGCAGAAGGGAAUGAGACCAGCGAGGACGCCCAGGCUUCUGGGGAGCAGGGGGAGAAGGAGGGAGUAGUCCUCUCCUCUCCCCAACCAGGGCCUUCGAAUGGGGUGGCCCCGCUGCCCAGAUCCGCCCUGCUCAUCCAGCUGGCCACCGCCAGGCCUCGACCUGUGAAGGCUAGACCCCUGAACUGGCGUGUCCAGUCCAAAGACUGGCCCCAUGCUGGCCGUCCUGCUCAUGAGCUUCGGUAUAGCAUCUACAGGGACCUGUGGGAGCGAGGCUUCUUCCUUAGUGCAGCUGGCAAGUUUGGCGGAGACUUUCUGGUCUAUCCUGGUGACCCACUCCGUUUCCAUGCCCACUACAUUGCUCAGUGCUGGGCUCCUGAAGACCCCAUUCCACUCCAGGACCUGGUCUCUGCUGGCCGUCUCGGAACCAGUGUCAGAAAGACACUGCUGCUUUGCUCACCUCAGCCUGAUGGUAAGGUGGUCUACACUUCCCUGCAGUGGGCCAGUCUACAGUGAGCAGCAGAGGUCCAGGGGAUGUGGUUGAGCCAUGGCAAGAUCCUUCCUGGAUGUUCCUAAGCUCAGCUCCACAUGGAGACUCGUACCUUCCUGCCUCUCUAUGGUUAGUUCUGAUCCCAGGGUUUUGAACACUACAGCCUUUUUAGGUUCUCUUUCAAGGCACUUACCAACUGUGUUGUUUUAGUAGUUAUCUCUUUCUAAACUGUGAGCUUCUUCAGAGUGGGGUCUGUGUUUGAUCCAUCUCUGUUUUUUACAGGGCUAUGUCCUAGCAGGUCUUAAUAAAUUUGUUGAAUAAAUGUCAUGUUUGUGAGUUGAGUCCUUACAACAAUCUUGAAAGCCUUUGAGCUUUCAUUUGCAUAUUUAGAUGAGGAAGAGGAAGGGAAAGGACUUGCCCGAGGUCACCCAACCAGUUAAGUAGCUGGCCUGGUGGUCCUUUUGCCAUCCCUCUCCCAGCCCUCACAUCCUUGUACUGGGGUUUGAACUCAGAGCCUAGCACUUGCUAGGCAGAUCCUUUGCCACUUAAGCUGCGCCCCCAGCUACUUUCUGACUCUUAAGUCUGCCUCUUGUCACCACACUAAAC